Messenger RNA from Phacochoerus africanus (Common warthog), 2185 nucleotides. It is a transcript of the gene LMBRD1, whose product is annotated as LMBR1 domain containing 1. Gene Ontology annotation, biological process: protein localization to vacuole. Bases 147 to 1736 code for a protein of 529 amino acids. NCBI's taxonomy places the organism in Eukaryota, Metazoa, Chordata, Mammalia, Artiodactyla, Suidae. The transcript is spliced from 17 exons. Gene Ontology annotation, cellular component: vacuolar membrane. The record is from RefSeq and is a predicted model, not a curated record.
GCCAGGGGCCGCUCGCGGGCCUGGUCUCCUUGGCAACAGGAGCUCCGCCCCUCCGCCCCUAUAACCUUUAGGGUGCGCGGGCGCCGCGUCUGUGCGCUCACUCCCUCUCCGCCCCUUCGCUCAGGCCUCCUCGGCCGGAAGCGAAGAUGGCGGCAGCAGCGGCGGCGGGCGCGGCGUCUGCCGAGCUAGUGAUCGGCUGGUGCAUCUUCGGCCUCCUGCUCCUGGCUAUUUUGGCAUUUUGCUGGAUAUAUGUUCGUAAAUAUCAAAGUCAGCGGGAAAGUGAAGUUGUCUCCACCAUAACAGCAAUUUUUUCUCUGGCGAUUGCACUGAUCACAUCAGCACUUCUCCCAGUGGAUAUAUUUUUGGUUUCUUACAUGAAAAAUCAAAAUGGUACAUUUAAGGACUGGGCUAAUGCUAAUGUCAGCAGACAGAUCGAGGACACGGUAUUAUAUGGUUACUAUACCUUAUAUUCUGUUAUAUUAUUCUGUGUGUUCUUCUGGAUCCCUUUUGUCUACUUCUACUAUGAAGAAAAAGAUGAUGAUGAUACUGGUAAAUGCACUCAAAUUAAGACAGCACUCAAGUAUACGUUGGGAUUUGUUAUGAUUUGCGCACUUCUUCUUUUAGUUGGUGCUUUUGUUCCAUUGAAUGUUCCCAAUAACAAAAAUUCUACAGAAUGGGAAAAGGUGAAGUUCCUGUUUGAAGAACUUGGAAGUAGUCAUGGUUUAGCUGCCUUGUCAUUUUCCAUUAGUUCUCUGACCUUGAUUGGAAUGUUGGCAGCUAUAACCUACACAGCCUAUGGCAUGUCGGCACUGCCUUUAAAUCUGAUAAAAGGCACGAGAAGCGCUGCUUACGAACGUUUAGAGAACACUGAAGACAUUGAAGAAGUGGAGCAACACAUCCAGACAAUUAAAUCGAAGAGCAAAGAUGGUCGACCUUUGCCAAUAAGGGAUAGACGUGCCUUAAAACAAUUUGAAGAAAGGUUACGGACACUUAGAAAAAGAGAGAGACAUUUAGAAUUCAUUGAAAAUAGCUGGUGGACAAAAUUCUGUGGUGCUCUGCGUCCCCUGAAGAUCAUUUGGGGAGUAUUUUUCAUCUUAGUUGCAUUGCUAUUUGUAGUCUCUCUCUUCCUGUCAAACUUGGAUAAAGCUCUUCAUUCAGCUGGAAUAGAUUCUGGUUUCAUAAUUUUUGGAGCUAACCUGAGUAAUCCACUGAAUAUGCUUUUGCCUUUACUACAAACAGUGUUUCCUCUUGAUUAUAUUCUUAUAACAAUUAUUAUUAUGUACUUUAUUUUUACUUCAAUGGCGGGGAUUCGAAAUAUUGGCAUAUGGUUCUUCUGGAUUAGAUUGUAUAAAAUCAGAAGAGGUAGAACCAGGCCCCAGGCUCUUCUGUUUCUCUGCAUGAUACUUCUGCUUAUUGUCCUUCACACUAGCUACAUGAUUUACAGUCUCGCUCCCCAAUAUGUUAUGUAUGGAAGCCAAAACUACCUAAUAGAGAGCAAUAUAACUUACGAUGACCAUAAAGGCAAUUCAACUCUGUCUGUGCCAAAAAGAUGUGAUGCAGAUGCCCCUGAAGAACCUAAACCCCUAAGAGAUGAGUUAAAAGUUGAUAAUAUGAGACUUGGGACUGCAAUGCAGAUCAAUGUACUGUCACCCGGACAUACCUGUUCCUUCACAAGUUCUGGUUCUUUAGUGCUGCCUACUAUUUUGGUAACUGGGCCUUUCUUGGGGUGUUCGUGAUUGGGUUGGUCGUAUCCUGUUGUAAAGGGAAGAAAUCGGUCAUUGAAGGAGUGGAUGAGGAUGACUCAGACCUGAGUGAUGAUGAGCCCUCCAUCUAUUCUGUCUGACUGCCUCUCUGGUACGGGUUUUACAAAGCUGACUAUUUCUUGUGUAUUUUUAAAGUGUCAAACUAACAUUAGGAUGAACUGACUAGCUUUCAUCAAAAAUGGGAGCAUGGCUAUUAAAAAACUAUAUUUUUUAUGUUUUCUGAAGUAAUGUAUCAUAGAUUAACAUUUAAAUUGCUAUAAUAAUACUGUGUAAAUAUAAAACUACUGGCUUUGUGAGGGAAUGUGGAAAUUUUUUUUCUAGUGUGUAAUAUAAUAGUGAUGAAAUGAUUAAAAAUCUUCCAGAAGUAAUAUUCCCUUUUGUCACUUUGUAAAAAUGUAAUAAAUCACUCAUAUUUGUGCCUU